UGCUCUCCUCUCAGGCUCUCAUCACCUCCGCUUUCUCCUUCCUCAGCUACUCUCUUCUCCUCUCACCUACCCCUCCCCUGUACGAUUUGACCCCCCUCAGAUUGGGUCGAACAGGGAGCGCCCAUGGCUCCGGUGAAGCUGUACGGCAUGACACUGUCGUGGAACGUGACGAGGUGCGUGGCGGCCCUCGAGGAGGCCGGCGUCGAGUACGACGUCGUGCCCAUCGACUUCGGCGCCGGCGAGCACAAGACCCCCGAGCACCUCACCAGGAACCCCUUUGGUCAGAUGCCCGUUUUGCAGGAUGGGGACUUCUACGUCUGGGAAUCGCGUGCUAUUUGCAAGUACACAUGCCGCAAGAACAAGCCGGAGCUGCUGAAGGAGGGCGACCUCAAUGAAUCAGCAAUGGUGGAUGUGUGGCUCGAGGUGGAGGCCCAUCAGUACACCGCCGCACUGGAGCCCAUUAUCCUUGAGUGCCUCGUCCGUCCUAUGUUCGGGCGAGCCACUGACCAGAAGACUGUCGAGGAAAACCUUGUGAAGUUCAAGAAGGUGCUGGAGGUGUACGAGGCGCACUUGACCAGGUGCAAGUACCUGGCUGGAGACUUCCUCAGCCUCGCGGACCUUAACCAUGUGUCUGCUACCGCAUGCCUGGCGGCUACACCCUAUGCUUCUUUGUUUGACGCGUAUCCGCAUGUGAAAGCCUGGUGGUCGGGGCUGAUGGCGAGGCCGUCCGUCCAGAAGAUCGCUGCACUGAAGAAGCCAUAUUUUCACAAUAGUGUCUAGCACAGUUUUGAUCGUGAUCCAUGAAAUAAGCCGAGUUGUAUGCUUGUCUGUCCAGGCGCGUGUUGUUGUAAUAAUCUUUUUUUCUUGAAGUGCUAUGCGUCGGCCGGCGGAUCUUUAAAAAAGAUCCGUCGCCUUGCGAGGAUUGUGUGACGCGAGCCCUCAGUUUCUCUGCACUAGUUUCCUACAACAACACUUUUAUUGUAAAAACUUCUCUUCUUUAAUAAGCCCUGUCUCAAAAUAA
This is a messenger RNA of Hordeum vulgare subsp. vulgare (domesticated barley), 1021 nucleotides long. RefSeq names its product glutathione S-transferase 1-like. The transcript has 3 exons. Bases 124 to 780 code for a protein of 218 amino acids. Lineage: Eukaryota; Viridiplantae; Streptophyta; Magnoliopsida; Poales; Poaceae. Gene Ontology annotation, molecular function: glutathione transferase activity; glutathione binding. Gene Ontology annotation, cellular component: cytoplasm. The record is from RefSeq and is a predicted model, not a curated record.